Molecule: messenger RNA, 1236 nt
Organism: Oryza brachyantha (malo sina)
Lineage: Eukaryota; Viridiplantae; Streptophyta; Magnoliopsida; Poales; Poaceae
Product: probable WRKY transcription factor 57
Exons: 3
Coding region: 115-894 (259 amino acids)
Biological process (GO): regulation of DNA-templated transcription
Molecular function (GO): sequence-specific DNA binding; DNA-binding transcription factor activity
Source: RefSeq, a predicted model, not a curated record
CAGCAGCCAAGGGAUUAGCAAACCCAACCCAACCCAAGCUAAGCUAGAGCUAAUCGAGAGGAAUAAUUCAGCUCAUCCAUCGAUCUCUGCACUAGCUAGCUCAGCUUGCUGGCCAUGGCGAUGGCUGGCGACUGGCCGUUCUCCGCCAACGAAGCGUACGCCGACUCGUCGGCCAUAUUCGCGGAGCUCGACUGGGCCAACGGCCUCGCCGUGGGGGAGCUCCUGCCGCCACUGGAUCCGCCGGAGAGUGAGACGCCGGCCGGCUCCGCCGCGUCGUCGUGCUCCACCGACGACGCCGACGGCGGCGGGAAGCCGGCCGCCGCGUCCACCGAGGCAGCAAGCAAGCCGGCGCCGGAGAAGAAAGGUGGGAAGAAAAGGCGGGUGCGGCAGCCGCGGUUCGCGUUCAUGACGAAGAGCGAGAUCGAUCAUCUGGAAGAUGGCUACCGCUGGAGAAAAUAUGGCCAGAAAGCUGUCAAGAACAGCCCUUUCCCUAGGAGCUACUACAGGUGCACCAACAGCAAGUGCACGGUGAAGAAGCGCGUGGAGCGCUCCUCCGACGACCCCUCCGUCGUCAUCACCACCUACGAGGGCCAGCACUGCCACCACACCGUCACCUUCCCUCGCGCCGCCUCGCACAUCCACACCAUGGCCGCCGCCCUGCAGAUGCCGCCCUUCGUCUCCGCGCACCACCAGCUCUACAGCAACCUGCCGCCGGCGUCUUUGCCGUCGCUGCUGCAGCCACUGCACUGCAACCAGGAGCUGCAGGCGGUUGCAAGCAGCGGCUACCAUAAGCCGUCGGUAACGGCGGCGUCCUCGUCGUCGCCGGCGAGGAGUGUUCCCGUCGACGAGGGGCUCCUUGGUGACAUGGUGCCUAGGGCAAUGAGGCAUGGGUAGAACAGCAUCGAUCCAUGGCUCCAUGCAAUCGAAUCGAUCUGGGCACGGUUAAUCAAUGUUGGUUAAUCUUAAUUAGCUAAUUAAUAUUAGCUACUCCUGUUGAUUAAUUAGUUGCUUCGACGGAUUAAUUAGCACGGUAAGUACGUAGUUAUUCCUGUUGAGAAUUUGAGAUUAUUGGGAAGAGAGUAAUUAGUAGGGUACAUAGAUAUAUUAGCUAUAAAUAUGGUGAUACAUAUAUAGUUCAAAAGUAAUAAACAAUUGACUUUUUAGUUUUAUGUUUAGUGUUCAUUCUAAUUAACUUUUGUUAUUGUUGGUAUGAGGUAUGGCCUGGUUUGAAUAUAC